Molecule: messenger RNA, 663 nt
Organism: Hyposmocoma kahamanoa
Lineage: Eukaryota; Metazoa; Arthropoda; Insecta; Lepidoptera; Cosmopterigidae
Gene: CPR3
Product: larval cuticle protein LCP-17-like
Exons: 4
Coding region: 1-639 (212 amino acids)
Cellular component (GO): chitin-based extracellular matrix
Molecular function (GO): structural constituent of chitin-based larval cuticle
Source: RefSeq, a predicted model, not a curated record
AUGCCUGGCAUUGUAAAACUACACGGGCAUUAUGUUCAUUCCUUCCUCGAACCUGCAAGAUGUGGAAUGAUCUCCUUCGUGAAGUACCUAUUUGCUUUGCGCUAUGACAAGGUGUUCUUCGAAAAGCGUGAAAAGCGCUCGCCGCUACUGCAAUAUCAUAUUGCAUUAGUUCCUUUUUGUUUCCAACAGAAAGCCUUCAUCGCCGUUUUCGCCCUAGUGGCAGCAGUUAGCGCGGAUGUGUCCCAUCUGGCCCGCUCGCGCAGUGGCGGUCCCGACGCUGAAGCUCAGAUCUUGAGGCAAGAUGCUGACGUUAACGUUGAGAGCUACAAUUAUGCCUAUGAGACAAGCAAUGGUAUCGCUGCCCAGGAAGCUGGACAAUUGAAGAACGCCGGCCGCGAGGACGCAGCCAUCCAGGUCCAAGGUUCAAACUCAUACACUUCUCCUGAAGGCCAAGUUAUCCAGCUGCAAUAUGUCGCUGACGAAAACGGCUACCAACCUCAGGGUUCCCAUCUGCCUACUCCCCCUCCUGCUCCCGAAAUUCCUGACUACAUUGUCAGGGCUCUGAAGUACAUCGAGGCCCAUCCUCCUCCACCAGAAAGCCCAAACGCAGCUAGAACGAAUGCCUACGGUAGAUUCUAAUCUAAACAAGGCACCAAAACACUC